Messenger RNA from Microthlaspi erraticum, 966 nucleotides. NCBI's taxonomy places the organism in Eukaryota, Viridiplantae, Streptophyta, Magnoliopsida, Brassicales, Brassicaceae. The record is from the annotation of a GenBank genome assembly.
AUGACUUCCUCUGCCGAAACCGUUGACUCCACUCAAAACAUCCUCAAUGUUAACAUGUCCAAUGUGACAAAACUCAAUUCAAGCAACUACCUGAUGUGGAGCCUUCAGGUCCAUGCGCUCCUUGACGGCUACGAUCUGGCGGGAUACCUCGACGGAUCUACACCAACUCCUGCCGCUACUCUCACAACCAACGAAGUUGUCUCCACCAAUCCAGCCUACACCAAGUGGAAUCGCCAGGAUAAACUGAUUUUCAGUGGAAUCCUAGGUGCUAUAUCGCAGACCAUACAACCUAUGUUCUCCAAAUCCAAAACCUCUGCAGAGAUCUGGACAACUCUCACGUCCAUCUAUGCUAAGCCAAGUAGAGGACAUGUCAAACAACUCAAGCAACAAAUCAAACAGUUCUCAAAAGGCGACAAGACCAUUGAUGCUUACAUCCAUGGUCUAACCACCAGAUUUGAUCAACUCGCUCUUCUCGGGAAACCGAUUGAACAUGAAGAUCAGAUCGAGUUCAUCUUGGAAGGUCUACCAGACGACUACAAGCCAGUCGUUGAGCAAAUUGAAGGACGAGAUCUAGCUCCAUCUAUCGUCGAAGUUCAUGAGAAGCUUCUUACAAGAGAAGCAAAACUACUGGCUGCGUCCUCAUCCCUUGCUGUUACACCCAUCUCCGCCAACAUGGCCAACACUCGACCAAAGCAGUUUCACGGAAAGCAACCUCAGCAACAGCGCUCAGCUCCAACCUGGCAAAACACAUCAAACAGCAACUAUCAGCGACAAGAUGGUCAAGCACCCAGGGGAUACCAAGGACGAUGUCAGUUAUGUGGAGUUCAAGGCCACAGUGCGAAGCGAUGCCCACAGCUUCCCAACCAACCACCUCUCAUCCCUCGUGGCAUGAUGAAUCAAUCAUACAGACCAUGGCAGCCUCGUGCCAAUCUAGCCAUUGGUUCAUCUAGCCCUGCUGAUACAUAG